AUGUGGGAGCGGGUCAGAAGAGCUUUGCUGAACUCGCUGUCCACAAUCUUCCUGCACAUCUGGAAGUGGGUACGGGCUUUCUGGCAUAAAAAUGGCCUCUUGACCCUGUCGAUGCUGUCGGUUGCCACCGGGUGCUUCCUGGGGUUCCUGCUGCGGGCACUGGAGCUGACAGAGCUGGAGAAACAGUAUUUUUCCUUUCCUGGAGAGCUCCUCAUGAGGAUGUUGAAGAUGCUGAUCCUGCCCUUGAUCACCUCUAGCCUCAUGUCCGGGCUGGCCACUAUGGACUCCAAGGCCUGCGGGAAGAUGGGGGUGAUCACUAUCACCUACUACCUUUGGACAACCUUCAUGGCAGUGAUUGUCGGGAUCAUCCUCGUGGUCAGCAUCCACCCUGGUGCAGCUGCCCAGAAGGACAACUACUCUGUGGGGAAAAUGGUGCUCAGCUCCGCUGAUGCAUUACUGGAUUUAAUCAGAAACAUGUUUCCUUCUAAUCUCAUCGAAGCUUCGUUCCAGCAGUAUCGAACCGUUCUUGUCCCGGUGGUGAAGUCUCCUGGCUUUCCAAAGAUCCCAGGCAAAUCUCUCAGUUUUAUUUACUUUGCACCCGACGAUGAAAACCCUGAAAUUCAUCGGCCUGUGUUCCUCGAGCUGACACCAUCCCCCGAGAUGACCUACAGGACCCUGCCCGGCACCAGCAAUGAGAUGAACGUCUUGGGAAUUGUCAUCUUCUCAGCAACGAUAGGACUUCUCCUGGGAAAAAUGGGCGAGCGAGGAACUCCGCUGGUUAACGUGUGCCAGUGUCUGAAUGAAGCAGUUAUGAAAAUUGUCUCAAUGGCAGUUUGGUACUUCCCCUUUGGCAUUGUAUUUCUCAUUGCUGGAAAGAUCCUGGAGAUGGAAGAUCCAUCGGUUAUAGGACAGAAGCUGGGACUAUACGCCAUUACAGUAGUGUCAGGGCUAGCCGUCCAUGGACUCAUUCUCUUACCGCUGCUUUUUGUGCUCAUCACCAAGAAAAACCCCUUUGCUUUCAUUCAGGGGAUGCUGCAAGCCUUGCUGAUCGCCUUAGCUACAUCUUCCAGCUCAGCAACCUUGCCCAUCACCCUGAAGUGUCUCCUGGAGAACAACGGAAUAGACAGACGCGUGGCACGAUUUGUCCUCCCCGUCGGUGCCACCAUCAACAUGGACGGCACCGCGCUGUACGAGGCGGUCGCCGCUAUCUUUAUUGCCCAGGUCAACGAAUAUGACUUGGAUUUGGGACAAAUUAUAACAAUAAGCAUAACAGCAACAGCAGCAAGCAUAGGGGCAGCCGGGAUCCCCCAGUCCGGGCUCGUUACGAUGGUCAUCGUGCUAACUUCUGUGGGGCUGCCGACCGACGAUAUCACACUCAUCAUCGCAGUCGACUGGGCUCUGGAUCGAUUGCGAACUAUGACCAACGUCCUUGGUGAUGCUCUGGCUGCUGGCAUCAUAGCGCACGUCUGCGAGAAAGACUUUGCCCCAAAGCCCGCAACGCAAGAUCCAGUAAGCAACACAGGCAAAUGUCCUUCUGCGGAGACCUCACAUCUGCAUCCCAAAGAUAACGUCAUUGAAAUGAUUGAAGAAACUUUGUUCGAUCAGACAGGAGUUCAUUACAACAUCUGUCAGGUGUAG
Messenger RNA from Phaethon lepturus (White-tailed tropicbird), 1638 nucleotides. Its product is annotated as excitatory amino acid transporter 5-like. Gene Ontology annotation, biological process: L-glutamate transmembrane transport. Gene Ontology annotation, molecular function: neutral L-amino acid transmembrane transporter activity; L-glutamate transmembrane transporter activity; glutamate:sodium symporter activity. Gene Ontology annotation, cellular component: plasma membrane. Bases 1 to 1638 code for a protein of 545 amino acids. Lineage: Eukaryota; Metazoa; Chordata; Aves; Phaethontiformes; Phaethontidae. The record is from RefSeq and is a predicted model, not a curated record. The transcript is spliced from 11 exons.